Messenger RNA from Perca flavescens (yellow perch), 1644 nucleotides. RefSeq names its product UF2 component of NDC80 kinetochore complex (gene nuf2). Gene Ontology annotation, biological process: attachment of mitotic spindle microtubules to kinetochore; meiotic chromosome segregation; mitotic spindle organization. The transcript has 13 exons. Bases 128 to 1486 code for a protein of 452 amino acids. Gene Ontology annotation, cellular component: Ndc80 complex; kinetochore. Gene Ontology annotation, molecular function: protein-containing complex binding. The record is from RefSeq and is a predicted model, not a curated record. Lineage: Eukaryota; Metazoa; Chordata; Actinopteri; Perciformes; Percidae.
AUCAACAAGGAAGUCGUUUUAAGGCGCCAAUUUUUGUCUUGUCGCUGAGUUCUCUUAAUACAUCCAUGCUGAAAUCGAAAUAGUUUGUCUGUGUUUUCUGUUUACAACUGGCACUUACAUCGCUACGAUGACCGAAAACACGUUCCCCGUCUAUUCUGCGGAUGCGGUAGUGAAUUUUUACCGAACAGAAGUUCUGACCGGUCAAGAGGCAAAGCACUUCACCAAGAGCGACCUGACUCCCGUUCCCAAGCCAGAGGCAGUUCAAACGUUGUACAUGAGAGUGUUGCAUCUCCUCUAUCGUUUCAGACCCGAGUGCCACUCCAUGGUUCCACUUCUGGAGAACAUUCAGAACCCAGUAUAUCAUGAGGGGGCAACUGCUAUCAUGAGCGUCUGCAUGCGCAUGCAGCAGUUUCUGCCAAUGUGCUUGGUGUACGAUUUUUCACUGAAUGACCUUCUAGCUCCAAAAAAACAGAAGACUCUGACUAUUCUGAGUGCCAUCAUGAACUUUCUCCACUUCAGGAAGCAGAGGAUGACCAUUAUCUUGGAGAAGCAGGCCAAAUAUAGGGCAGACAUGGACAGGCUGCAGGUUUACGUUAAGGGCAGUUCAGAAGCAAUGAGGAAGAUUAAGGCGCUGACGACCAUCCCGCCAGAGCAGCAGGCUGAGGCUGACGAGCUGGCUGCUGCUCUCUCGGAGCUGCAGGUCGCCACCACGCACGAAUCCCACGAAGUGAAUGCGAUAAAGGAAAGCAUCGCAGAGUGGAAAACCAGAAUUGCAGAGAAGACUCAGAAACUGGCCCAGUUGAAGGUGGAUGUCAGCAACCUAAAAGAAGAAAUCGGUAAACUCAAGUCUCAGAUUGUGGAGUCUCCAGAAGAGCUGAAGAGUCAGAUGGAGAAGAUGAGGGAAAACGUCAAGAUCAUCAAGAACUCCAUGGAAGAAACCGACGAGCGUCUGGUGGAGCUGCAGAACUUAGUUCAGAGCGUGGCCCACGCGGAGGCUGAGAUCCAGCAGAUGUACAACCUGCUGCAGGACCUGGAGAGCAGCAUGAACAACACCAAGCAGCGGCAGGACGAGCACCAGGAGUUGACAGCUCAGUAUGAGAAGAAGCAGAAGGAGCUGAAGAACUUGAUCGCCGAGGAGGGCCAGUUGAAGCGAGCGCUGGGCAGGAAGCAGGACAAAGAGUCCAAAGUGAACAUGCGCAGGCAGAAGACGAGAGAGACGAAGGAGCAGUAUGUUCAACAAGUGCUGGGGGACUGUAACCAAAUCCAUCAGAAGCGCGAGGAGAUAGCGGACAAAAUCCAGGAGAUCUCCAGAGAGACGCAGCAGCUGAAGGCCAAGAUCCAGAGCCUGAGAGACGUCUGCAGCAAAGAGACGGAGAAAGCUCAGGCUGUGUACGACACCCUUUCAUCCUCACUGGACGAGCUGCACCGGAGAAUUGACAUGGACACCAUGGACCUGAUGCAAGGUCUCACCAAGAUGGCUACAUGAUGUUAAAUGGAUCAUUUAUACAUUUUGUAAUAGUUACAUUACUGUGUGGUAUUAUGUGUUUAUACUCUUCUAACCUUUUUGUUGCCUUUUUUCAUUUAAAAUGUAUUAAAAAGUUGUAUAUCAGUUAAUAAAUCUGAUCAGUCCAGACUGUGUAGCUC